Hibiscus syriacus is the source of this 1354-nucleotide messenger RNA. RefSeq lists its product as uncharacterized. NCBI's taxonomy places the organism in Eukaryota, Viridiplantae, Streptophyta, Magnoliopsida, Malvales, Malvaceae. The transcript is spliced from 4 exons. Bases 136 to 1266 code for a protein of 376 amino acids. Gene Ontology annotation, biological process: male meiosis II. The record is from RefSeq and is a predicted model, not a curated record.
CUCUCUCUCAAAACGCUCCCUCUCUCUGCUCUAAAACCAUGAGAACCCACCAUUGUUAACGCCAACAAAGAAAACCCAAGACAGAGUAAAGGUUUUCUUUUUUUAUUGUUCAAGAAUCAAACAGAGAUUCUUGCAAUGGGAUGUUUUCUUGCAUGUUUUGGUUCCUCCAAAGACCGAAAGAAUCGAAAACGCAGACACAGGGUUCAAUAUCCAUCACAAAGAAAUUUUAGUUACAAUGAUCAAUCUACAGUUUCUUUAGAACAGAGCAGCUUGGGAACCCCUAUCAAGGGAGUUAGAGAUGAUAAGGCAGAGGAGCAGCUUGGUUCGGGUUCUCGAAAGAAAGUAACUUUUGAUGCUAAUAUUAAGACAUAUGAACAUGUUUUGGUUGAUGAAAGUACUGAUUUUGAUUUGCAUGGUGAAGAGGAAGAGGAAAAGAAAUUGAAGGAGAAAGAAGAGGAGAAUUUGGCUAAACCAAGGGAGUCUGAGAAUUCCUCAGAGUCUAGCUCAAGUUCUUACCCUCCUAAUCAUAGGUAUCAGAAUUGUAGAGAAAGUGAUGAUGAAGAAGACGAUGAAUUGGACUACGAAGAAAGUGAUAUCGGCGAUGAAGAGGAUGAUAUUGAAGAAUCGAAGCCCAUCGAUUUGAUUCGAGUCGUUAGAGCGGGUAGGGACGGCGAUGUUCAUCCGGUGCUGAAGCCGGUCGAAAAUCUAGAUCAAUGGAAAGCUGUAAAAUCCAAAGGUUCAACACCAUUGAAGCUGCAAAAGGAGAAUCUCAGCUUGGAACAAGAAGAGCCCCGGCUUUCGACUAGCUUGGACCAUAGUUCCAAGGAUCGAUCUUUCAGUUUCAGUGAAGAAGUUUCAGUUGAUGCCAGCCUUUCCAAUUGGUUGUCUUCUAGAGAAACUACACCGGCGAAAAAGAGUAGCACAUUGGAUGCGUGUACGCCGGAGAGGAGCGUCUCAAUAGGUUCGAUUCCGACGAAGAUGAGCCCCGAAGAUAGGCCGAUUUUGGGUGCAUUAACUAUGGAAGAUAUCAACAAGUUCUCAGCAUCAUCUGCACCAAGAAGGUCUCCAAGUAGGAGCCCGGAGGAGAUGCCGAUAAUCGGAACGGUGGGAAGCUAUUGGAAUCAUGAGAGCACCACCAUUAAGGACUCAGCUGCUUCUUUCAAAGGAAUACCAAACAGUACCAGCAAGUACAGAGAGGAUAAGAAAGUGAAUUGGCAUUCUACUCCAUUUGAGAAAAGAUUGGAGAGAGCUUUGAACAAGGCGUAACCCCAAUGAAAAAACAUAUAUGUAUUGCCCGUGUUGUUAUUUUUUUGUUUCCAUAUAAUCUACAUGUGUGUUUAUUUUAUUUUAAUUA